AUGAUCCCGAUUCUCCAAGACGAUUGCGACGAGUGCAUGCCGGACUAUGCCCUGCACCGGAAUUCGAUGACUGUGGCCAUCUCGGCACUUCCCUUCAUCCUCACCUUCCUGAUCGUCGCCUUUGUGGUGUCGCAGAAGCUGUUUCCCAUAUUGUCUGGCAAUGCGGAUCGCAAAGCGCAUCAUGACGGCGCGCGACUACCUGCAUCGACACAGCGCGAAAGGACCACAAUCCUAAACAACCUACGUCCGAAUGCACGAUCGCUCGCAAGCAUCAUCUUCUCGACCAACUUCGCUCUCUCCGCUGUACUGGCCGAACUCAUCCUAUGCGAGAUCUCCAAUACCGUAAACCGCGCCACACGGACACUAGCCCUCAAGAUCACGCUACCCUCUUUGCUCUUCCUCCUUGUCGUCGCAACACCGGCUUUUGAAAUCCACUCGAUUAUAUCAGGAACUGGUCUGAACAUCAACGGAGAGCAGAAGAGUCGACGUAGAGCAGCAUGGGUAUUGGAACUCUGUGGGCUGGCAGUAUGGUUGGCAGGGUUCUGGUAUCUUGGACGAGGGCUACUGGGCUCGUACCUGCAUGAGGAGUCGUACGAGCACGAUCAUACGUUUAGCGAAGGCUGUCUGGAGAGGAUAGGCAUUAUCGGCAUCAGUUUGAUGGCUUCACUAGCCGGAUUUGCAGCUAUAUCUGCCCUCUGGCACACGUUCGGCGUCAAAUACCGCCCAGUCACCGAGUCAGAUAUCGGUCGAAAGCAAGCCGGUAUACAAGCUACGAACGACAUGCUCCUAGCGAAGGAGAGCCGACUUCGUGCGCUCGAACGAAAACUUGCGGAUAAUCCUCAACAAGGCUUCAUGGGGCGCGUAGUAGGAUCGAUUCGAGGAAACCCCGACGUUCAAGAGCGGAAUACUCUGCAACUCGAGAUUCAGGGUCUCGAAACUAUGCGUCACACACUUCAGAACUCCCUGACAGUUCUUCAAAACCGACGACAAAAUCAACUGCGCUCACAUACUGCCAACGGGAAGCUGUUCAACAUAGUCUCGUACAUUUUCGCCAUGUAUUGCGCGUAUCGUAUCAUCGCGACCACUGUCACCACUCUACGUCGCUUCUCGUCUCCCAAUGCGAGCUUCGCAAGUAACGAUCCUAUUAACAAUGUGCUCGCGUUACUGGCAAAGCAUUGGGACCCAACUAUUGACCGAGUCGCCUGGAGUCGCACUAUUUCCUUCCUCCUCUCUGGCGUGAUGCUGCUAUUGUCAUUCAACAGCGUUCUUCAGACAUUCUAUCUCUUCGCCAGAGUAGUUCCCGGUCUUCUACACCAUGCUAGAACAAAUUUCGCUCUCAUCAUCUCGCAGAUAACAGCGACAUAUGUGAUCAGCUCGGCAUUACUGCUUAGGAGCAACUUGCCGCCUGAAAUGAAGAGCAAGAUUGGCGAUGCAUUGGGAGCACCAUUAGAACCAGGCUUCACGGAGAGAUGGUUCGAGGGCUGGUUUUUGACUGCUAGCGCAGCUACAAUGCUGGGUCUUUGGUUGGGUAAAAGGCUGAAGGGAGGAGAAUGGGAUGAUGACGGUGAUGGUGGCGACGCUGAUAUAGAGAUGGGGAAGAAUGCUUGA
Messenger RNA from Alternaria atra, 1608 nucleotides. RefSeq lists its product as uncharacterized. NCBI's taxonomy places the organism in Eukaryota, Fungi, Ascomycota, Dothideomycetes, Pleosporales, Pleosporaceae. The record is from RefSeq and is a predicted model, not a curated record. The transcript has 2 exons. Gene Ontology annotation, cellular component: membrane. Bases 1 to 1608 code for a protein of 535 amino acids.